GAAGCUCCGCUGACUCAUAAACCCGUGACCGUCUCCCGGACGUGUCCCGAACAUGUCUGAGCACCACGGGCCGCCGAUAAUCCCCCGAUUUAUUCAUCUCCUGUCAAUAAUACCGUAUCAAUACCAUCGUGAAUAGUGGAUCGAUCCAUUAGAAUCUAGAAAACAUAAAUAAACUGGGACAAAAAAAAUUGACUGAACUGGCUAUAUAAUUGUAGCUGUCAUAGAGGUUUUUCAGUGUCAGGAUGGCCGAGCGGUCUAAGGCGCUGCGUUCAGGUCGCAGUCUCCCCUGGAGGCGUGGGUUCGAAUCCCACUUCUGACAGUAUCUUUUUCUCAACUGUACUUUAUUCUGGUUUGUUUUGAAUUAUUUUUAAUUUAUCUGAUUUUUUCAUCCUACCUCCACGACAUUAAAGUCAAAGAGUACAUUGUUAUUUCAUCCCCCAGGGCCCUGCAGCGUUUUUACAGUGAAAAUAGCAUAGACCGUUUCACUGCUUUUUUCAAGAUGUCGACCAUUUCCGGCUAAAAACCACUAGAGAUAAUAGUUUAGAUUAUCUCUACAGAUCGUUCUGGUCUCUACAGGUGAUGUGGGUCUCUCAGCUGCUUCUGGUCUCUACAGGGCUCUCAGGUGUCUCCAGAUUUCUACAAGUCUUUCAGGUCUCCACAGGUCUUUCAGGUGUCUCCAGGUGAUGCGGGUCUCUACAGGUCUCUCAGGUGUCUCCAUAUCUCUCAAGUGUCUUUGGUCUCCUACAGGUCUUUCAGGUGUCUCUGGUCUAUCAGGUCUCUUCAGUUGAUGCAGGUCAAUCAAGUCUCUCCAGGUCUCUACAGAUCUUUUGGUUCUUCCAGGAGAAUCGGGUUUCUCAGGUGUCUCAGGUCUUUCUGGUCCCUUCAGAGGAUGUGGGUCUCUCAGGUGUUUCUGGUCUCUACAGGUUGUUCUGGUCUCUGCAGGUGAUGCAGGUCUUUCUCGUCUAUCAGAUCUUUCCGGUCUCUCCAGGUGAUGUGGGUUUCUCAGGUGUCUCCAGGUCUCCACAGGUCUCUGUGGUCUCUCUUGUCCCUCCAGGUAAUGUGGGUCUGUCUGGUCUCUACACGUCUCUGUGGUCUCACAGAUCUCUCAGGUGUCUCUGGUCUCCAGGUGAUGCGGGUCUCCCAGGUCUCUCCAGGUCUCUUCCUGUCCGACCUGGACUCGGCUCUAAGUCUCGGUGUGUUGACCAGCAGGAACGUGUCUCUGGUCGUUAACGCCAGCGGUCUGGAGGAGGUCUCGUAUCCGGACCUGGAGGGUCUUCAGGUCCUUCACGUUCCGGUCCAGGAUCAGCCUCAUGCCCCCCUCAGCCGGUACUUUGACCCAGUAGCUGAGCGGAUCCACCAGAACCGAAGCGGGUCGACUCUUGUCCACUGCACCGCCGGCCGGAGUCGGUCUCCAGCUCUGAUCCUGGCCUACCUGAUGAGGUUUGAAGGUCUGAACUUGCGUCAGGCUCACGAGCUGGUCCUGGAGCAGCGACCGUUCAUCCGACCCAACACCGGGUUCUGGAGGCAACUGAUGGACUACGAGAGAAGCUUGUUCGGCUGCAGCUCUGUGAGGAUGUCCAGGACGUCUGCAGGAGUUUUACCUGAAGCUCUGCAUGAACCGGAUGCUGACGCUGCUGCGUACUGCGUCAACAUCUGACACAUCUGUAUCCAUGCUGGACCAGAUGUAAAGAUUGACGACAUGAUGGUUUGUCUGGAAUCAGUGAACAGCCAAGUGUUCGUGGUUUUACUCAGUUUGACUCCAGCGUUGUUGGACAGAAGGUUAAGUUAUAAUAAAUAAAAUAUUUAUUUAUUGAGGAACAAACACCUGGAGCUUAAAGUGGAUCAAAAGGUUUAAACUGUUAAACAGCUCUUUAUACAGAGCAGGACGACCCUUGAAGUAAUAUAAAAUCUGAGUUUUUAAAGGAAAAGCAGCAAAGAAAUGAGAAACAUGGAGUACAAAAAAGACAAAUGAGAUUUUAUUGUGAUAGUAAAAGGAAUAAAAAGCUGGUCUCAGUACUGGAAACUUCUCUUGGUCUGGAUGUCGUCCAGAAUCUGCUGCAGCUCCUCGUCCUCAAACCGACCCUCCAGACUGAAAAAUCAGAAGAAGAAAGACGAUUCAGUCCUCAACUUUAUUCACAAAGCAACACCCAGAAACGAAAAGCUGUAAAAUGUUUAAUAAAUGUUUUUGGUAGAUCUCUGAGCUUCAGACUGACCUGGGGAUCAGAGCUUUGGCCUCUUCAGCAGCUUCAGGACAAAGAUUGGCCAAACUGGCCAACUCGAACUUAUGGAGCUUCUUCUGCAGGAGGAGACUGAAGACAGAACGAUGGGGGUCAGAUAGAAACCAGAUCACAGGACAGAAUAACGGAGAGUCAGAGCUGAAACAACAAGGAUACAGGCUAAACCCUCAUCUGUGCUACGUGUAUGUGUCUUGGUGGUCAUUUAUUGUAAUUAGUGGUUGGUUUCCUUCUUUGUGGUUCAUUGUGGUCAUUUUGGGUCUCUGUGGGGAUUUGGUGUAUCUGUAAUUGAUUGUAGUCAUUUUGGGUCUCUGUGAUCAUUUCUGGUUAUUUUGUGGCCAUUUUGAAUCUUUUAGUGCUCUUCUUGUA
Molecule: messenger RNA, 2603 nt
Organism: Acanthochromis polyacanthus (spiny chromis)
Lineage: Eukaryota; Metazoa; Chordata; Actinopteri; Pomacentridae
Product: dual specificity protein phosphatase 14
Exons: 3
Coding region: 992-1657 (221 amino acids)
Biological process (GO): protein dephosphorylation
Cellular component (GO): cytoplasm
Molecular function (GO): MAP kinase tyrosine/serine/threonine phosphatase activity
Source: RefSeq, a predicted model, not a curated record